UUUCAACUCUCCAAACUUCAUUCUACUAUAUAUAUAUAUAUAUUAGGGUUUUAAUUUGAAGCAGCUAUUGUUUUUGCUAUUGGUAUCUCCGUCCCUUGAACAAUGAGCAGAAGGAGCGAUGAAACUGCGGUGACUGAAGAAGCACCACCCAAACAGUCCCUACCGAACCUCUUCUCUUUGUUUCCUAAAAUCAAUUUUCAACUCCCUUUCCUCCCACCCAAACCUAAACCCAAACCUCAAGAACCCAACCCUCAGGCUCAGCAAGAGGGUCCGAAGCCUAGCCGUGUACAGUUUCCGAAAACCCAAGUGGCGGUGGUUGCUUCUUCGCCUCUGCAAGCUGAACCUGAUGCUGACCACUCUCCCGCUGCUAAGACAACCAAUCCUCUUAUACUCUGGCAGAUUUAUGCAAUAGGAGCGAUUGCGAUUUCAUCAUGGGUUUGGGCAAGAUGGAAUGAGAGGAAGGGCCGAGGUGGGGGGUCUCCCAAUGAUGAGAGGGGUGAAGGAAGGCAUUCUGAUGAUGGAAAUCAGUGAUCUUCAGGCGAUGAAUAGAAAUUUCCAUUAGCUGUAUACAGUGCUAUGCCAAUACUCUCACAUUCUAAGUAUGAAUGAAAAAUUGUUUCAUUACCAAGAGUCGCCGAAUUGGUCAUAUUUUCAUUUUAGUGUCAAA
Molecule: messenger RNA, 667 nt
Organism: Glycine soja
Lineage: Eukaryota; Viridiplantae; Streptophyta; Magnoliopsida; Fabales; Fabaceae
Exons: 2
Coding region: 103-531 (142 amino acids)
Source: RefSeq, a predicted model, not a curated record